Acanthosepion pharaonis is the source of this 636-nucleotide messenger RNA. The record is from the annotation of a GenBank genome assembly. NCBI's taxonomy places the organism in Eukaryota, Metazoa, Mollusca, Cephalopoda, Sepiida, Sepiidae.
AUGGCGAUUGAAGCAUGCAAAAACAAAGUGAAAGUGAUGAUGCUGGAGCGCGACGAGGCCGUGGACAGGGCCGAAAACCUCGAGUUGCAGCUGCGACAAAUGGAAGAAGAUCGAAACCGGAUCCAAGAGGAUCUUAACUUUCUCCAAAAGAAAUACGGCACGCUAGAACGGGAAAACGACGACCUGAACGAGACACUGUCCCGUUACCACGAGCUUCAGGAAGACAAGAAAAAAGUGGACGAUGAGUUACUGUGGAUGCAGAAAAAAUACGGAAACCUGGAGCGAGACUUCGACGACGUGACGCAUCAGCUAGAGAAGGCACAGGACAUGAUGAGGUUCACAGAGGAGAAGCUGGCCGACACCGAAAGCGAAUCCCAAAGUUUGAAUCGGCGCAUUCAGUUGUUACAGUUAGAUUUGGAGAGGUCCGAACAGCAGUUGGAAGAGAAACGCGUCCAGGCCGAUUGCGAUUUUGAAAAGCUAAAAAGCGCCGAAUCGCGGGCACAAGAGGCGGAGAGAACGGUAGAUAAAUUAGAAGCAGAGAUUGAAAAAUUUUCUCGCGAGUUAGAUGUCGAAAAAGAUAAGUACAUCCAAUUGUGCAAAGACCUUGACGAUGCCUACACUGAGUGCCUCGGAUAA